CUUGGCCAAAAAUAAGGCCACAUUUUUGAUUUUGGCUUCAUUUUUUCCCUCAACAUUAAAGGCAAAUGCAGCGAGGAAACAGGCCUACAGUCUGUGGCUCCAACCGGGACGAGAAGCUUCGGAAGGCGGCCGAUCCUCGCAGGAGUCUUACCUUAGGUGUUUGUCUGCGGCUCGGAGAGAACGACCCAACCAGUGCUGCUGCUGAACCAGCUGGAGUCCUGGCCGCUGCCCGUCCGCCUUUUAUACCGGCCGUCCGCCAUUCACAAAGCUCAGCACUGGCCCCCAUCCCGGCCCUCGGCCAUAUUAGGAUGCUGCCCGGCACCGGCGGCGGGAGUGGGUGGGUAGGUGUGUUCGCGGGGGCAGAGGGGUUCUGGUGGGGGUGGCUCUCAUUGAUGGGGGUCCAGAGUGACGCUGUGCGCCCCCAGCGAGCAGAGCGGGCGCUCCAUGUAUGGGCCUGUCGCUCUGACCUCCCUUCGAGCCCCGCGGACCCACCUAGACGGCCGUAUAAGGAGCCGCCGCGGGCCGCCGGGGGGUUUCUAUGGGAGAUGCCAGUUGCUGCCAAGCAGGGUUAUAGAUUUGCUGCUAGUUGGCCUCAUCCGGCCUUAAAAUGGGAAAGACGCUUCCCUCAUGUGAACCGAUUUAGGCCGCAGAGCGCAGAGCCGGGACGGUCCGGCUGAGGCCGAUGGAUUCAUGGAAAGCAACUGGAUGGAAACCUGUAGGGGUUUCUUACGUUUCUAAUUAUGAAAUGCAAC
Poeciliopsis prolifica (blackstripe livebearer) is the source of this 752-nucleotide messenger RNA. RefSeq lists its product as uncharacterized. Lineage: Eukaryota; Metazoa; Chordata; Actinopteri; Cyprinodontiformes; Poeciliidae. The transcript is spliced from 2 exons. The record is from RefSeq and is a predicted model, not a curated record. Bases 66 to 677 code for a protein of 203 amino acids.